AUGAGUGGUGCACAUCUUCCAGCUAACCAUUCUGAUUGUAAAAAGGAGGCCAUUGAAUCUUUGGUCGGAAGAGAACAACUCAUCACACAGCUCUUCAACAGCGGAGUUGCAUCAGAUGCUUUAUUGUCAGAUUUAUUGAGAACAGUUCGAGAGACGACUGAAAUCUGUGUCAGACAGCAAACUUCGUGCCGCAAUCCGUGCACAAUGAGCCCAUUCCAACCUCUUCCUCAUAUGGUCAUGUAUGGGGGAAUCAUCGAAGACUUUAUUAACCGAUAUCCAACAACUGUCGCCUGCUCAGUGUGGAGAAGAUCUGAUAAUGAAACCAUUUUUCAACGAGGAAUAUUCUUCAAUCUCACUAACCUGGAGAAACAAGAUCUGGAGAAGUUCUUCGGACCGAAAAAGACGGGAAGGAACAAGAGGGUCACGUUGGCACAAGAGUUAUUCAACCUUGUCGUUCACCGGGGCUUGAUAUUUGGUGAAUCAGCUGCUUUCUUCUACAUGACGGUCUUGAAGACUAACCGAGUAUUCAUUGCACUCUUCGGUACCAUAUCCUACAUGUCCUUCGACAAAGCAGCAUUCGUACUGGAAGAAGUAGUCAAAAACGAAGAAGAAAACUGA
Messenger RNA from Caenorhabditis remanei, 618 nucleotides. RefSeq lists its product as uncharacterized. The record is from RefSeq and is a predicted model, not a curated record. The transcript is spliced from 4 exons. Lineage: Eukaryota; Metazoa; Nematoda; Chromadorea; Rhabditida; Rhabditidae. Bases 1 to 618 code for a protein of 205 amino acids.